Mesorhabditis spiculigera is the source of this 846-nucleotide messenger RNA. The record is from the annotation of a GenBank genome assembly. NCBI's taxonomy places the organism in Eukaryota, Metazoa, Nematoda, Chromadorea, Rhabditida, Rhabditidae.
AUGGUCGGGCUAAGGGUUGCGCAGCUGUUGUUCUUCUACAUUGCCGCAGUUACUGGUCAGGGGCUCUUUAAUGUCGGCUCAUCUUCCGGUAACGAGACGUUGAGCGACCCCAAUGUCCGAAAAGACCUGCUACAAGCGCUUUCGCAGUAUGAGCAACUACACGGUGGCGGAAGUAGCGCCGGAAAUCUCGGCCGGAAAUUGACCGACGAACAGGUGGACAUCAUCAUCGGAGAAAAGUCCCUAUUCGCAACCUACGUCGAAGACUUUCGCGAUAGUUACGGCGAGUAUGACAGCUUCCAUGGCGGGAAGGUCAUCAACCCCAAGAGAUAUCCGGAGUUGCAGCAGAAAUUUCUCGAAUAUUUCCCUAAGCGGGACCCGAGUCUGCGUCGCAUGGCUCACUUUUUCCACAACUCCUAUAUGGAUUAUGUUCGCGGGCUGGUGUGGGGAACAAAAUGCUUGGAGGGACACUUGUGCCAUGUGCACAACAGCAAGACAUUGAGUGUGUUUUUCAUAUGGGCGAGCCGCGACAGUGAACAUCCGUUGAACACCACACAGGCCGAGGCGCAUUUCGAAACCGUCAAGCAUAAAAUUAAGAGCCUGUUCAUUGAAAACGUUGGAGGCGUGAUGCCCGACCAAAAGCACUUUGACAUUGCUGCCGUCGACGAGUACAUGCCGGCGAUCUUUGGGAAGGCGUGGGUGGACGACGGUGUGGAUCGUCACGGUGUCACCGCCGUGCAGCCGGAUGGCUACUACCAACACUUCUUCUUCACGAACGCGUUCUACUUUACGUGGGACCCGUUUCAAAGCGACCACAAGACAUACCGCUGCAGUUUUGUCGUCUUCUUC